AUGACAGCCAGCACUCUUUCGGCCCGUUUCUCCAGAACACGAGGAAUCCCAGUCCAGGGUGAGUUCGUGGCUCCAGACGCUGGCAUCUGCCUCCGAGAGAAGCCCACAGUCCACACGGUGCUGGCCGAAAGCUCUGGGGGCCUGGGCUGGCACUCACUAGGGGGCAGCAAAGAGCAAGACUACCAGCUCACCUGGAGGCACAAAGGACCAUCAGCCCUGUUGGAAGGGCAGGUCAUCAUGGAAGCCUGGGUGAAGGGCGUGAACCCCAAAGGCAACUCCACCAACCCCAGCAACUGGGACUUUGGCAGCAGUUUCUUCUUUGCAGGCACGGUCGUCACUACCAUAGGCUAUGGGAACCUGGCCCCCAGCACCGAGGCAGGCCAGGUCUUCUGUGUCUUCUAUGCCCUGGUGGGCAUCCCCCUCAACGUGAUCUUCCUCAACCACCUGGGCACAGGGCUGCGUGGCCACCUGACCACACUUGAGAGGUGGGAGGACCAGCCCCGACGCUCCCAGGUACUGCAGGUGCUGGGCCUGGCUCUGUUCCUGACGCUGGGGACGCUGGUCAUUCUCGUCUUCCCGCCCAUGGUCUUCAGCCACGUGGAGGGCUGGAGCUUCAGUGAGGGUUUCUACUUUGCCUUCAUCACUCUCAGCACCAUCGGCUUCGGGGACUAUGUUGUCGGCACGGACCCCAGCAAGCAUUACAUCUCGGUGUACCGGAGCCUGGCGGCCAUCUGGAUCCUCCUGGGCCUGGCGUGGCUGGCGCUGGUCCUCCCACUGGGUCCCCUGCUUCUGCACAGGUGCUCUCAGCUCUGGCUGCUCAGCAGGGGCCUCCGCCUCAAGGAAGGGGGAGUUCCUGAGGCCAAUGGGCUCCCCAGACCUCAGAAGAUCCCCACCUCUGCAUGA
Molecule: messenger RNA, 903 nt
Organism: Myotis brandtii (Brandt's bat)
Lineage: Eukaryota; Metazoa; Chordata; Mammalia; Chiroptera; Vespertilionidae
Gene: KCNK16
Product: potassium channel, two pore domain subfamily K, member 16
Exons: 6
Coding region: 1-903 (300 amino acids)
Biological process (GO): potassium ion transmembrane transport; stabilization of membrane potential
Cellular component (GO): membrane
Molecular function (GO): potassium ion leak channel activity
Source: RefSeq, a predicted model, not a curated record